AUGUCGGGAACUCCGUGUCCUCUGUUUAUUUGCUCAUCUUGCCGCUGUCGUCUGGCCAACCUUAGGUUCUCUUUUGGCCUGACAUCAGAUCCAAUCACGAGGUUUGCUGCCCUCUUUGCUAGUUUGAUUCAUGACCUUGACCACCCUGGAGUUCCCAACACGACUCUGGUUAAAGAAAACGAUCCUCUUGCGACAAAGUACCAUGGCAAAAGCAUUGCUGAACAGAAUUCUGUGGAACUUUCGUGGGGCAUUUUGAUGAAGCCUGAAUUUGGACAACUACGUGCUUGCAUCUACACAAACGAAGAUGAGCUGACUCGGUUCCGGUCCAUCGUGGUGAAUCUGGUACUUGCAACAGAUAUCAUGGACAAGGACCUCGGAGCACAAAGAAAGGAUCGUUGGGCUAGGGCUUUCAACAGCAAUGAAGGUCCCCUGCCUUCUCAAAGCAGCAAGGAAAACAAAGAAACGGAGGUGAAUAGGAAAGCAACGAUAGUUUUGGAGCACCUGAUCCAGGCCUCGGAUAUUGCCCACACAAUGCAACACUGGCAUGUCUACCGAAAAUGGAACGAGCGCUUGUUCUGUGAGAUGUACCAGGCUUACAAGGACGGCAGAUCUGACAAGGAUCCUUCAGAGGGCUGGUAUGAAGGAGAAAUCGGGUUCUUUGACUUUUACAUCAUCCCUCUGGCUAAAAAACUUGAA
Molecule: messenger RNA, 696 nt
Organism: Seminavis robusta
Lineage: Eukaryota; Bacillariophyta; Bacillariophyceae; Naviculales; Naviculaceae
Source: the annotation of a GenBank genome assembly